UCAGAAGGGUUGCUCAUUUCCAUAAUCCUGUGAAUAAAACCCCGUCGGUACUCCAGUGCAGGACAGUACACGGGCUUAACAGUUGCAGAGUACUGGUCAGCCUAUUGACGAAACAAGUGACUCCGGCAGUCUAAUGCAAGGCGAUUUUGUUCUAAACAAAAGUAAAUCCCUUAAUAUUUUAGCGUUUAUUUUGAGUUAAGAUUUGAAGAUACCGUUAUAUCGCAUCGUUUUCUUUCAGAAAAAGAAGCGGGAAAGGAAUUUAUGAAGUUUUUAAGUAAGUCAUACCCUGCCACUAUGUCAGGUUUAAGGACUCUGCUCGGGUCCUUUUUCUUGCUCAGUCUGUUUUCUGCCACACAGAGUUUGACCAUCAAGUUCUCCACUUAUGAAGAAGAUGCCGUUGGUACUGUCAUUGGUACUUUGGCAAGAGACGUGGAUGCUGGUCUUGGGGAGAAAACAAACUCCAGCUUUCGCCUGAUGAAACCGUUAAACGCCUCUGUUAUUCGUGUGAGGGAAGUGGACGGACAGCUGACAGUAGCCAAGAGAAUCGACAGGGAGCAGAUCUGCAAAAGAUCACACCAAUGCACUAUGACCUUUGAUGUGGUGAGCUUUGGAACAGACCAGUUCAAACUUUUCCAUGUAGAAGUAGAGGUGAAAGACAUCAAUGACAACAGUCCAGUAUUUUCUAGCUCCGAACUAUCAUUAGAAAUGUCUGAAAAUGCGGUACUGGGCACUCGAGUCUCCCUAGAUGUGGCUGUUGAUGAAGAUGUUGGUGCGAAUUCUAUCCAGAGCUUCCGCCUCUCGGUUAACAGUCACUUCAUAAUUGAUGAAAUGCAGAACAGGGGAGAUGGAAGCAAGUACGUUGAACUUGUGUUAGUCCAAGAGUUAGACCGGGAAAAGCAAGACUUUUACGAAUUAGAACUAACGGCUAUAGAUGGUGGCAACCCACCACUAUCUGGCACAUUAACUAUUAACAUAAAAGUGUCCGAUAUCAAUGACAACAGCCCGGUAUUUUCGCAAAGUGUAUUUAGUGUAGAAGUGAAUGAAGAUGUCCCUGUGGGGUUCUUAUUGCUUGAACUAAGUGCAACUGAUGAAGACGAAGGUGAGAAUGGAAAGAUAAUUUACGGGUUUAGUGGGCAAGUGAGUUCUGAAUAUCUGCAGUUGUUUAAAAUUGACCCUGUUUCUGGGCAUUUAACUGUUAGUGGCCACCUGGACUAUGAGACAAGAGAGUCAUAUGAGCUUGAUAUUCAAGCACUUGAUUUGGGUCCGAAUUCAGUCCCGGGACGCUGCAAAGUGAUGGUGCACCUUAAAGAUGUGAAUGAUAAUGCUCCAGAGGUGACCAUCACUCCUAUGAGCUCCCUCAGCGAGGAGGUUGUUUACGUAACAGAAGCGGCGGCGCAAGACAGCUUUGUGGCCCUGAUCAGCACCUUGGACAGGGACUCGGGGGACAAUGGGCGCGUUCGAUGUAGCCUUCAUGGCCACAGUCACAUAGGUUUGCAACAAGCCUAUGAGGACAGCUACAUGGUACUAACCACAGCUCCUCUCGAUCGGGAGAAAAAUCCCGAGUACAAUAUGACUCUGGUGGCUGAGGAUCUAGGGUCACCUUCUUUUAAAACCAUUGUGCAGUUCACUGUUCGAAUAACUGAUGAGAAUGACAAUGCACCCCUGUUCUCUAAAUCCCACUAUGAAGUGUCAGUCUUAGAAAACAACAUGCCCGGAGCUUAUAUCACCACUGUCGUGGCCCGGGAUCCAGACCUGGGACAGAAUGGUAAAGUGACGUACGAAUUGUCAGAACCAGAAUUAAUAUGGGCUGGCGCUCCCAUUUCCUCUCUUGUGUCUCUGGACCCCGUCACAGGAAAUCUGUGCACAAAGAAGUCUUUUGACUACGAAGUACUAAAAAAGAUCGAAGUGUCGAUACGAGCCAGUGACGGAGGUGUCCCUCCACUGUCAAGCACUGCCCUUGUAACUGUUAAUAUUUUAGAUGAGAAUGACAAUGCCCCAGUUAUCACGCGCCCUUUCCUCAGAAAUGGCUCAGCUGAUGUGGUAUUGCCCAUUAGCGCACCGUUGGGCUACUUGUUAACCAAGAUUAAUGCCAGAGACAUUGACGAAGGGUCAAACUCUGAGUUGUCUUAUCACAUAUUAGCUGAUACAUUCAAAGGCUUUUCCAUCAGUAAAAAAUCUGGCGAGAUCGUGCUUGCUAGGAAAAUAGAUACAGACUAUAGACCUUUUGAAUCUGUAAACAUAACGGUUGCAGUAACUGACCACGGCAGACCUCCCCUGACCACUGUUGCAGUCAUCAGUUUUAUUCUUGUGGAAAUGGCUCCAUCUAGUGUUCAGAUUGGCGUACUGGAACAUUCAUGGAAAGGCACGGAAAUAGGAUGGGACUGGUCUGUGGCAGUUAUCAUACUUCUGUCUGGAGGCUGUGUAUUACUACUGAUUGCCAUCAUCGUGGUCUCGGCGACCAGAAGGGAAAGAGACCGCGUUGAUAAGGUCAAAACCCUAGAGCAAUCUGAAAACAGAGGAUUGGUAAGCUCUGGCUCAGGUUGUUCUGAUUCAUCUCGGACACCUGCAGAUUCCUGCAACUUGUCCAUCAUCACUGUUUCAGAAAGUAUGGAAGACCGUGACGAGACUAGUUCAGAACACAGCAGCGACUCUCCAGGCAAAUAUGGACAGGAUGUGUUGACAACGCAGAAGGCUAGCUCAAAGGGUUUUGAACCUCUUAUGAGCAUUCAUUCAGCAACUGAAUUGUCAGGGGACAAAAGCUGCAGCCUGAGCAUCACAAAUUCAGAUCCUGGAAGUAUGAAGGACAGUGGAAAAGGUGAAAGUGACAGCAAUGACAGUGACUCGGAUACAAGUAGAAAUGAGUCAAGGAACUACACGGUGAAUUGCAAGCCUGCAGAAACUGAGCAUUUAUCUACCAUGGCUAGUCGACUUUCGAGAAGCAAGGAAAUCAGGAUUCGAUAUCCAGUCCAAUGUCCUGAAGCAGGACAAUUUUAUACUUUGCAGUGUGAGACUAGAUACGUGACUGCACGUCCCUCAGUGCCUGCCUACCAUCAGCUGACAGCUUUUCCAAGAAUACAUCAGCAACAUCAAAUAAAGAGGGAGCCAUACUUCCAGACCAGCAUCCCAUGUAUGAAGGAAGUAAAACAUGCACAGCAACUGGCACUGCUGCAUGCAAAUGGAAAAAGAACUUUCUCUGAAAACAGCUCUUAUGAAAGGACUGAUGUCUCUUUUCCAAAAGACAAGGCUCCACAGUUACCUGAAACUGGAAGCAAAUUUGAGUUAGCUACCUCUCUUUAGUGUAUACAAUUUUGUCAUUAGUUAGAAGGAUUUGACAUGCAUAACAUUUCUUUAUAUACAAAAAAUUCUGAAUGUAAUUUAAACUAAAAGAAAAACAGUAGUUGUUUAAAAGACAAAUCUACUGCAUUAUUUUAUGCAAGACAGAAACAAUGUCUUCAGACUUCUACAGCCUUUAGCUGCAGACUAUGCAAUUCAGCACAUAGCUAGGUGCUGUAUUUUGUAGCAUGUAACAUAGCCAUACUUUGUGGGUGAUACAAUCAGUGUCUUAACUAACAGCAGUUCUGUGCUCCACCACAAACACAAAGGAACAUUGUUCUACGAUAGCCACUCUACAGUGGAGUCUAAGACCCCUGUGAGCAUAGAAGACUAAUGUAUCAACAAUAAUGAAAUUCAUGCUAUAAGUAAUACUGCGGCGUGCUGUUAAAGCAUUGACAAAAGUGUCAUUGUGAUGAGCAGUCAAAGCACGAGUCCUUCCACAAGCACAGACCUGAACUGUAACAAAAAACAAAUGGAGUAACAUGAGAGACACUUGUUCCAUCACUUGGAAAUUACACAGUAUUUAAUAUAUGCCAAAGGAUGUAAAUAAUGUAAAUUUAAAGAAUUUGUACCUGAUUGUAAUGUAAUUAAUGUAAAUAUAUAUAUAUGAUGUAAAUGUGUACAUAUUAGCGAAACAUCUAGACUUAUUUUUUCUCUAAGGUUUAUAUUUUUAGGAAAACAUUUCUAAUUUUUCAUGUGUUGUUUAUGUGCAUCCUGCUGAACUGCUACUAAAAAUUCUACCAUAACAAAUAUUGUUAUGUAAUGUAACAGAUGUUAUGUCAUGUAACAAAUGUCAUUAUGUCAUGGUCUAAGUCAAAGUAGAUGUGUGCAAACUUCAACUAUGGAUGUUAAAGUGUUGGUCUUCAAGCUUCUAUUAUAAAUACUUUCAUAACUUAAA
This is a messenger RNA of Protopterus annectens (West African lungfish), 4231 nucleotides long. RefSeq names its product protocadherin-8-like. The record is from RefSeq and is a predicted model, not a curated record. The transcript is spliced from 4 exons. Bases 262 to 3297 code for a protein of 1011 amino acids. NCBI's taxonomy places the organism in Eukaryota, Metazoa, Chordata, Ceratodontiformes, Protopteridae. Gene Ontology annotation, biological process: homophilic cell-cell adhesion. Gene Ontology annotation, cellular component: plasma membrane. Gene Ontology annotation, molecular function: calcium ion binding.